GUGGAUUAACCAGAAAAUGCUGAUCGUAUUUUAUUUACUGUUGAUGCUCAGAGUGGGGCGAUCCACAGAUGAUCUGAUCUUUGUGACAAAGACUGUUGGUGUUGGAGAUGAUGUGACUUUGACGUGUACCCGCGAGAAAUCGGAGUACAAAGCAACCUUGUUUUGGAUCAGGCUUGUUUCUGGAAACUUGCCUGAAAUUUUGGCAGGAACACUUGCCAUUGAUUUUAAUGAUAUUAAUAAGACUCUUCCUCGCUUUACAGCAAAACAAGAGCCUGGAACCUUUCUCCUGCAUAUUAGUACAACAAAGUUAAGCGAUACUGGAGUUUACUACUGUAUAAAAGUAAACCAACUUGACAUGAAAUUUGUGAUGGGAACAUUUCUAAGAAUUAAAGGACCAGAACCUGAUAUCACUGCCAUCAUUCAAGUCCCUCCAUCUGAUCCAGUCCGUCCAGGAGACUCAGUGACUCUGCAGUGUUCAGUCCUCUCUGACUCUGAGAACAAAACAUGUCCAGGAGCUCACAGUGUGUACUGGUUCAGAGCCGGAUCAGAUGAGUCUCAUCCCAGUGUCAUUUACGCUCAUGGAAACAGUGGUGAUGAAUGUGAGAAGAGUCUUGAGGCUCGCUCUCCACAGAAAUGUGUCUACAACUUCUCUAAGAAGGUCAGCUCCUCUGAUGCUGGGACUUAUUACUGUGCUGUGGCCACAUGUGGGGAGAUCUUAUUUGGAAAUGGAACAAAACUGGACAUUCAAGGAACCAGUCUUUGGUCACAGAAGGCCAAUGCACUUAUUUUUCUGCUGUGUGCUGUCUUGGCUAUAAGUCUGAUUGUUACGGCCUUCCUCAUUAACACCAUCAAGACAAACAAGUCUGAUUGUUGCAACGAUGCUGUUGCCCUUCAAAAAAAAAAAGUGGUGGUAAGAAAAGUCAACAGAGAUGAGGACACAUGGGUUUAUUCUGCUGUCGUCUUCACCGUGAUGAAAACUGACAGUGGUUCAAUAAAGGAUGGAAAAGCGGCAGAGAGAGAGAGGAUCUACGCUGCUGUCAAGGCUUUUGGGUUGGAUUAGUGAGUUAACAGGUCUGUUUGUCCAUAGGUUUAAAAGUAGUUGGAUUGAUUGUGUCUUUUUUGUUCAAAUGUACACACUUAAGAAAUACAUGACGGGGGGUGCCUCUGUGGCUUAGCAGUUAAGAUGCCAAACAUGAAGUGAAACAUCCCCAGUUCAAGUCUGGCCGGGGACCUUUGUUGCAUUUCUCUCCCGCAUUUCCUGUCAUCUCUCUACUGUCUGUAAUAAAAAUACUUUUUAAAAACAUGGCAAAGUAAUCAGGUUUUUCGAGCAGAAAUCUAUUAACUGUUAUUCUUCAGUCUGAAACCUGAAUAAAAAACUGUUAACAUGGACAUUGCUGAAAUCAGGUUUUUACCAUUAGUGGUGAGUGAUUGUGAAUAUUCAAUUUCAUUUGUGUCCCAAACUGUGAAUUUAUUUAUUUUUUAACCCUUAAAAAUAAAAGUCAAAAUUAUGUUGAUGGUUAGUUAAAUCCUUUAAAAGAAAAAACUACAUUACUGUAGUCAAAAUAAAAGACCAAAUAAGUAAAUCGGGAUACACAAAUCCAAUCCACUGAAUCAGUACAGGUGGAUCAAAUAUCAGAGAGGUUUACAGCUUUUAAAUGAGAGAAAAAUAUAUUGGAUCAGUACUCUUCAUCGGCCAGUACCCUGUAUUGAAACCGGUAUCCAGAAUAGUUUGAGAAUAUUUGAAAAUAGAGACCAGUAAGCCUUUUGCAAGUAAACGUCUUUAGAAUUUAUGCAUGUAGCUUUUUCUUUAUUGUUUUUGUUUUGUGACCACGCAAACUAUUUGUGAACAUGAUUUGUAACGAUAUCAAACUAUGUCAAUAAAAAACAGUUUUUCUGUGCCAUAGUGUUGCUAA
This is a messenger RNA of Siniperca chuatsi (mandarin fish), 1913 nucleotides long. Its product is annotated as signal-regulatory protein beta-2-like. NCBI's taxonomy places the organism in Eukaryota, Metazoa, Chordata, Actinopteri, Centrarchiformes, Sinipercidae. The record is from RefSeq and is a predicted model, not a curated record. The transcript has 6 exons. Bases 17 to 1060 code for a protein of 347 amino acids. Gene Ontology annotation, biological process: response to bacterium.